Molecule: messenger RNA, 711 nt
Organism: Botrytis fragariae
Lineage: Eukaryota; Fungi; Ascomycota; Leotiomycetes; Helotiales; Sclerotiniaceae
Exons: 1
Coding region: 1-711 (236 amino acids)
Source: RefSeq, a predicted model, not a curated record
AUGGGCUGCAAGAACAACCGUGGACAGGCCAAGCUUGUACCUAUGUCUAUCAAGAUCGCACAGGAGCAGAACAACCAGAAGGACGAACUUGCUGCGAAGAUGUCAGCUGAAGACAAGAAGUGGCAUGAGCAGAGAGCUGCCUGGAACAAGCUGCAGUUGGAGAAGAAGGCUGCUGAAGAAAAGAGGUUAGCCGACAAGAAGAUCACCGAGGAGAACGCUAAAAAGGUGGCUGCAACCAUCCAAUAUGAGUGCAUUCAAAAGCACUACGCAAUCGUUCUUAGAGAAAACGGUGAUGAGAAGAAGCUUUUCAUCGAUCUCAAUUUCAUCGCUGAUCCACCAACCGAUAUGAUGGCAUUAAUGAAAGUCCUACCAGAGUACGCUUCAUCCAUCACCAAGGUUCAGAUCAAGCUGAUCCAGCCCAUACAGCACGGAUCGCGGGCAGUCUAUCAGCAACGUGUCAACAACAUGAAAAAAUUCGUUGAGCAACUCAACUCUUUUGCACUCACCGAACUCGACAUCCUCGUUGACAUUGACAACGAGAACAACUUCCAGCAAUUGAAGCUGGCUGCGGCUUUCAACGGCCUUAACUUCCAGGAUUGGAGCAUGAAGUACCAAAUCAUGACAAGUUCUGAACAUUAUCCAAUUGAGCGAUACAGCUCUUACGGAAAGCGACUCCGCGGUGUAUACCGCACUGAAUUUGUUACUCAGUAA